UGUGUGUGUGUGUGUGUGUGUGUGUGCGCGUGUGUGUGGACUUUCCCCUGGCGUGGGGAGGGGCUUGUUGGUGUCUUUAUAAUUCAGAGCUGCUGUACCGUUACUAACAGAGAGAGCAGCGACUGACAGAUCAGGGUAUCUGUUCCCGUUUCUCUGCCUGGAUAAGGAUGCGGACCCGGUCAAACUCCACGGAGCCAGAGGGCGUCAGGCUCAACUUUCUCCCCGGCCACGCUGCGAGAUCCGCGGGAGGAGGCUGGUUUAACGGGAAAUUCCUGAGGUUAUUCAGAAGCCCCAGAGGUCAGGACAGCGUCAACAUCACCUCCAUCACCGAUGGACACAUCUCACCCAGCAGGGACGAGGAACCCCAAAACGUGAUCCUCACAUUUGCGCAAACCCUUGAGGAACAGAACUUGAGUGAAGCCAGCCAGAUGCUGAUAGAGAGAGAGGAGCGUCUUUUUUGGGAGGAGACGGAGGCCGAGGGGCUUCCAGGUCAUGAGGAAGAAGUGAACGACCUUGCCGCAGACCGUAAAGUCCUGGAACGCCACAUCCUGCGGACUCUAAUGCAGAGUUUGUCUAGAGGGACCAGCACCGACGCUCUGAUGUCUGCUGUGAAGGCCGUCUACCAGGAGGACCAGCAGGACCAACUGUGGAAGCAAAGGGAUCGGACACAACCUGACUUCAGGCCCUGCGGCUGGAAGAAGCUCCACGACGAAACUCUCCGCAGCUUGGUAAAGGAUCGCAUGGACAACCUCUCGACCACCCCUGCUCACGGAGUAGAGCAGCCGUCUAUCGAGGCUCACAUCUGCAGCAUGGGCAGGCAGCUGAUGGAGGACCUGCCGUUGGUGGUGGAUGUGGGGAAGACUUGCUACCCACCAGAGUCCGGCAUAUUUGAUUUUUACGCCAGGCUGUACCACCAAACCUUCAGCUCCAGACUCAGAGAGAUCGCAGACUUUGGACUGGAGGACAAGGACUGCACUUACCUCCUGCUCUGGGUGAACGAAUAUUAUCCAGGACUCCUUCAAAAGCCGGAGCUAGUCAGUAGUAUCAACGCUGAAGCACUGGGAAAGCUGCUGCCCAAAGAAUUGCUGGAACCUCUGGAGGAACAGUACCUGAACAAUAAACAGGGUGAGCUGACGACUUACAUCAGCCGCGUUCUGGACGAAGCAAAUCAAAUGUGGGACAACGGAGAGGAGCCAACAAAAGAGGACGGCUACUACGUCAGUCCUGUGGCCUACGACAUCAUCCAGUUUAUCAAUGGUAUGGUGAGUUCAGCUGCAAAGGUGGUGGGAGACCUGAACAAGGCCCAGAGCAUCACAUGCAAACUCAAUGGUUUAAUGCACAGCUUCAAGAUCUUCCAGGACAAAGUCGUGAAGCAGAACAGACCGAACAGUAAAGCGAUCAUCAAGGCGAACCUCGGCUGCAUCCAACAGUUCAGGGACGUCCUCCAAAAGAACGGCCAUCUGUUCCGAGAGGAUGUGCGGCAAGACUGUUUGCAUGUUCUGACUGACAUGAGAGAAUCUGCCCACUCGUAUUUGUUGAGCCCCGUGCACGAGGCCCUCAAGCGUCAAUACCGAAAGCUGGGGACCAGCGAGUGGCUGAAGAAGCCUCUGUUUGAAGAGCUGCUGGUCAACAUUCAGACGGAGGCGGAGGAACUUCAGGGUGCAAAGGAAUCCUGUCACCAGGAGCUGAUUUGCCAGUUUCAUGAGGAGGUGACGGUAGAAUAUGUGAGGAGGCUCCUGAAAGGAGAAGUGAAGCUGAGGGGCAAGGAACAGCAGAGCGAGGCCUACGCGACCGUGAUGGACAACGCAGAGAGUUUGCACAAGUUAUUCGCCGAAAUGGGCUCGAAGGAGGACUGGCUGAGGGAUAUCCUGACCAACAUUGCCGAAGUGCUGAAACUCCAAGAGCUUCCUGCCAUACAGACGGAAGUAUUUUCACUGGGAAGUGCCUUUCCUGACCUGAGUGAAAAGCACCUUUCGGCUCUGCUCAAGCUCAAGGCGAACCUCUCCAAAGGCGACAGGAGAACAGUCAAAGAGACCCUGUCGGACGCUUUGAGAGAAACCAGCGGCGACGGCUCCCGGCCGUUUUUCUCCAAAGUUCAGGUCAAAACAUGUUUUAUUUUGUUCAAGAGAUGAGUCGCACAGAUUAAUGUGCGCCGGCGCUUGUGUGUUAGGUUUGUGAAAGUACGACGAACAAACUGUAGCAGAGACAGACAAAGACUGGGUCCAGACUGAUUCAACUAUGACAGUGUUAGGGAAAGUAUUAAAGGGGGAAAAAACAUCUUAACAUCUUGUUUAAUCUGUUCCAAAGAAAUAGCUUCUUUUGUGUUGGAGGAGCUGGCUAGACUUGAAAUAUGACUUUCUUGUAAUAGUAUGACUCACUUCUCAGAUAUGAUCUCCAGUUUUUCUUCUAUAUGUCCGUAAUACUCUGUCGUAAGAAAGUGAUGAGAUGAGUGUAGUUAGUGUAUAAAUGUAUAAGCUAAAGUUGACAUACAUGGUGCUUUUUCACGUCAAGAAAGAAUCAUGUCAGGUUUGUGUAUGUGUGUUAUAGAGAGCAAAUGUGUCUUCCCUCGAUGAUUUAUAUUUUAUUAUUUCCUGCCGUACUCGUGCAAUAGAGGGAGCAUUAAAGCCUUAUAUUUUUUACAUGCUUUUUGUUUACAUUAUCUGAUAAAGAGAAUAUACGUAUGGUGUAAGAUAAUUUAUAUUUUUCUAAAUAAAUUUGGUGAAACAUC
Messenger RNA from Scophthalmus maximus (turbot), 2728 nucleotides. RefSeq names its product tumor necrosis factor alpha-induced protein 2. The transcript has 12 exons. The coding region runs from base 168 to 2132 and encodes 654 amino acids. The record is from RefSeq and is a predicted model, not a curated record. Gene Ontology annotation, molecular function: SNARE binding. Gene Ontology annotation, cellular component: exocyst. Lineage: Eukaryota; Metazoa; Chordata; Actinopteri; Pleuronectiformes; Scophthalmidae. Gene Ontology annotation, biological process: exocyst localization; exocytosis.